CAACAACCACCUUUUGGUUCUCCAUCUAUAAACAUUUAAAUACUUAUUGCUUCUUGCUUAUUCUCCAGUACUACAAAUUAUUUGAAUGGCUCCCGAAGCUGAUGCCCCUGUCAUUCCUCUUCUCACGCCCUACAAAUUGGGUAAAUUCAAUUUGUCUCAUAGAGUUGUUUUGGCACCGUUGACGAGACAGAGAUCAUACGGUAAUGUUCCUCAGCCUCAUGCCAUAUUGUAUUACUCUCAGAGAACUUCUCCAGGAGGACUUUUGAUAAGUGAAGCUACUGGCGUCUCUGACACUGCUCAAGGAUUGAUACACACACCAGGUAUAUGGACAAAAGAGCAAGUUGAAGCAUGGAAACCCAUCGUGAAUGCUGUUCAUGCCAAAGGUGGUAUAUUCUUUUGCCAGAUUUGGCACGUUGGGAGGGUCUCAACUACAGAUUUUCAGCCAAAUGGGCAAGCCCCAAUAUCUUCCACCGACAAGCCACUGAAACAACAAACGGGAAGCAAAGGCACCGAGGAAACACAAUUGACAAUACCAAGGAGGCUAAAGACAGAUGAAAUUCCUCAUGUUGUCAAUGAUUUCAGACUUGCUGCAAGGAAUGCUAUUGAAGCAGGCUUUGAUGGGGUUGAGAUCCACGGUGCUCAUGGCUACCUACUUGAGCAAUUCAUGAAAGACGCGGUGAAUGAUCGAAGUGAUGAAUACGGUGGAUCACUUGAGAACCGUUGCAGAUUCGCUUUGGAGGUGGUUGAAGCUGUUGUAAAGGAGAUAGGGGCAGAAAGAGUAGGGAUAAGGCUAUCGCCUUUCACAAAUCAUGCAGAAUGUGAAGAUUCGGAUCCCAUAGCAUUGGGGUUAUACAUGGCUAGUGCUCUCAGUAAAUAUAAUAUUCUGUAUUGCCACAUGGUGGAGCCAAGAAUGAAAACUGCUCUUGAAGUAGUUGAGUGCUCUCAGAGCCUUGUUCCUAUGAGAAAGGCCUUCAAUGGAAGUUUUAUUGCAGCAGGAGGUUAUAGCAGAGAAGAUGGUAUCAAUGCUGUGGCUGAAAAUAGAACAGAUCUUGUUGCUUAUGGUCGGCUGUUCUUGGCUAAUCCGGACUUGCCAAAAAGAUUUGGGCUAGAUGCUCCUCUCAACAAAUACAACCGUGGGAAAUUCUACUCUCAUGACCCUGUUAUCGGUUACACUGACUAUCCAUUUCUUCAAUGAAAUCACUUGAGCAAUGUGAGACUAUUUGGUGAUCAAAACAAAACUCUAAUUGAUGUUUUAUUCAACCCAA
Vigna angularis (adzuki bean) is the source of this 1265-nucleotide messenger RNA. Its product is annotated as 12-oxophytodienoate reductase 2. The record is from RefSeq and is a predicted model, not a curated record. Gene Ontology annotation, molecular function: FMN binding; oxidoreductase activity. NCBI's taxonomy places the organism in Eukaryota, Viridiplantae, Streptophyta, Magnoliopsida, Fabales, Fabaceae. The transcript is spliced from 5 exons. Bases 86 to 1195 code for a protein of 369 amino acids.